Thyridium curvatum is the source of this 1065-nucleotide messenger RNA. RefSeq lists its product as uncharacterized. The transcript has a single exon. Bases 1 to 1065 code for a protein of 354 amino acids. NCBI's taxonomy places the organism in Eukaryota, Fungi, Ascomycota, Sordariomycetes, Thyridiales, Thyridiaceae. The record is from RefSeq and is a predicted model, not a curated record.
AUGACGCUGGCUCAAUCUGGGCCUGAUCCAGCCCCUCCACCAGAGGCCCGGGUGACAGUCGUGCUCACAACCUCUCCAACUCCGUCAGCACCCUCAACUGAGCUGAUCUGCGACGUCCUCGAUAGCUUCCGCCAGCACUGCGCGGAGCUCGCAAGAUGCCGCAUCAUCGUGGUGAUGGAUACAUAUGAGCAAGUCGUGGACAAACCUCGACUCAAAAAGGGUCGCGUUACUGAAAACCAGGCAAGCUUCUACGGCACCUACAAAGACAGAGUCAAACGCCUGAUGCUCGGGAUGCAUGGUUUUGGGGAAGCGUUUGAUGACUUCCAUCUUUCCACUGAUGAGGUCAAGUAUGGCAACCCACUCAUACCUUCCAACAAUGUCAAAUACACCAUCACGAGAACCAAGAAUGGCCGUGUUUCAUUUAUCGAACCCAACGAACGACUUGGUUUUGGCCUUGCAGUUCAUGCUGCCCUCAAGCUAGUUGAGACUGAGUAUGUCUGGGUGCAGCAGCACGAUUGGGUACUCAGAAACGAACUGCCGUUGCAGUCACUGUUGGAGAUCAUGCUGGCAUCGGAAUGCGACUCGGAGGUCCCCAUCAAAUAUAUUUGCUUAUCGGCACCACGCAUGCAGUCUUACGCUGUUUCGGACCAUGUCAUCAAACACCCAGAACUCCUGGCUUUGACCAAGACUCUAAAGCGGGACUUUGUUCCAUCUUCUCAGCCUGAAAGACCGGUCUCAUUGACACCCAUGUUCUUUUGGCACGACAAGCCUCACCUUGCAUCGACUCGUCACUACUUGGAACGGAUCUUCCCAACAAGGCUUGCCAUUCCACGAGGUGCCUUCAUCGAAGAUACGAUUGGCCACCGGGCAAGAUCGCAGAUGAAGCAAGGCUCCUGGCAUAGAUGGGCUACCUGGCUGUACUACCCCGACAAUGGCAAGAUUCUGGGCCUGAGGCAUUUAAAUGGCCGGUCAUACAGAGGGAAGGAGAAUGAGGCGGAGAAGAAACGGCUGUGGAUGGAGCGCAACUCCCAAAAGGCGUCUAAAACUGCUCCGAACCCACAGUGA